CAGUCAGUAUUAAUUCCACGUGCGAAUGCGGUUGAUCGUAAGAUAUGCGCAUGAUCUUAAAUUGCGAGCGUCGUCGAUCAAAUUUUUGGUUAGAACUGCGUUAAAUAACGACGACGAUGAAUCAGGCGAAUGUUGAGAAGUUGGUCUCAAAAUUGAAAUAUAAUGUCAAACCGCGUCGACAGUUCAAAAAUCCCGACGGUCCAGAGGGACGUCUUCACAAACUUCGAAAAACUCUGACGGCGUUGAUUAAAUAUGAACGACUCGAGUUGAAUUAUCCGAAAGCCGACGAGACCAGAGGUUAUGUUGACCAAUUGAUAUUUGAGGCAAUACGCCAUGGACCUACACACAAGGAAACAAUGGAUAUGGCCAAUUUCUGGAUAAUUGAGAAGCAACUUAUACACAAACUGUUCAAAGUCCUUGUGCCAAGAUAUCAGAAUUAUACCACCUCAUUUACAAAACUUCACAAAGCGCCGAACGUAUAUCCUAUAGGUCACUAUCAGAGGGCAAUUUUAGAACUCAGAGGUAACAUAUAUCCUAAAUUAGAACAAUUUAAUCCAUAUGAACGAAAUUUACUUCAUAAUAUAUUACUUGAUGCUGCAAAGAAGGAAUAUAGGAUGGAAAAAUACAAAGAAAUAGCAGAUAAUAUAAAACAAUAAAGAGAAGGAAUAUAAAGAAUGCUCUUGUACAGUGUAUGUUUUUGUUAAUUUAAGACUUUAUAUUAUUAAAAUAAACGUAUAAAA
Pogonomyrmex barbatus (red harvester ant) is the source of this 740-nucleotide messenger RNA. RefSeq names its product mitochondrial ribosomal protein L17 (gene mRpL17). Gene Ontology annotation, cellular component: mitochondrial large ribosomal subunit; ribosome. Gene Ontology annotation, molecular function: structural constituent of ribosome. Gene Ontology annotation, biological process: translation. The record is from RefSeq and is a predicted model, not a curated record. NCBI's taxonomy places the organism in Eukaryota, Metazoa, Arthropoda, Insecta, Hymenoptera, Formicidae.